This is a messenger RNA of Wasmannia auropunctata (little fire ant), 3171 nucleotides long. RefSeq lists its product as uncharacterized. The record is from RefSeq and is a predicted model, not a curated record. Lineage: Eukaryota; Metazoa; Arthropoda; Insecta; Hymenoptera; Formicidae. The transcript is spliced from 3 exons. Bases 500 to 892 code for a protein of 130 amino acids.
CUCUCUUCGAAGAAGUCACAAAUGUAUAAUCUGACCUGAAUAACUCUCUCAUAAAAGUAAUUUCUGGAUUGCUGAUAAGCUAUCUCACAUUACCGAACUUGCAGCUCGGGAUCGUGAAUAAUCCCGCUAAAACACACGUAUUUCAAUAUAUUUGGUUUGCUUUUCAUCAUCUUUUCGCAAAUAUAUGAUGAAAUAGCAUCAUUUAUUAACGAACUAAUCUGCAGAUGAUGCAUCGUUCCGGCAAAGAAAAUAGUCAAUGGAGGACAUCCGUCGCUUGUAUUGGUGUGACAGAACGGGACAAAAAUCAGAUCCACUUCUUAGCCGAGGGACAAAAGUCAGGAGAUAAAUGAGCGGCGUCUGAGAUCUUCCUCUAUAAGUAGAUCCUGAAAUUCAAUUAAGUAAAGGAAACGUAUCAUGUGACAUAACAGUUUCGUGCGUUGUAAAUGUUGGGGUCAAUGAAACCACAUCCCUUUGCGCGGGUUGGGGGAUCGCGGACGAAAUGGCACCACCAUCCGAGACCUCCGAUUCCUUCUUCCUUUGUCUCCCAAGGAUACUACAAAAUGAAGGCACCGAGGGACCGACCCUUCAUUUCCGCGAGAGCCCUUUAACGAGUCUUUGUUACGCGGACGAAAUGUCGUCGCGCGAAAGAGAGCCGGGGGACUGCGACGAUUCAGGGAGCGGCCGGCGCGACCGACUGAUUAAAAUUGUCUCUUAUUUCCGCUCUAUGUGCUUUUAUUGUGUGAUUCUUCAGCACCUUUUUGUAUUCGUAAGAGAUAAACGGACGGAUCUGUCGUCUCGGCAAAUUUACAAGACUUCCUCGAACGCAUCGCUGUAUAUACAACAAUACGACAAAGAAAGCUCGAAAAUGUCACCUGUCCACCACCAGGUAUAGCAAACGGGCGAUGUUCACCCCAACGUACCGAAUGAAUCAAUACUCCCGAAAAAAAAAGAACACGUCUCUCUUCUGCCUCGACUUCCCUUCUGUGCCGUCGUGUUAACUGUCAGUUUGUCGUCGCUGUCCUCAGGCUGUCAUAACAACGCUCUAUAUCGGUUUAUCCCUCUGGGCCUGUCUCUUGUCUAGGCUCGCGGUACAAUCGACUCUUACUAUCUCUUGCGUUCACUUUUUUUUUAUCCUCUUCUCUUUCUCACUUCAUCGGUUUGCUCCAACCGUCUUUCUACUUUCAUAUCCUUCUGCAAUAUGUUCUGCCUUCUUUAUUAAUUCUUUCCUCGCUUUCUCUCUCUCUUUCUCUUUUACAUAUAUACAAUAUUCCGUUAUAACGGAGCAUGGAGCAGCUCGGUGUUCGGCGUACGCGAUUAGCUGCUACGAAACCAUCGUGAAGUUCUGUCUGCCGCAAUUUGCGAUGACUAAUAAUAACCGGUUCCACGCUCGAGUGACGAAAAUUGCUUUUACCUUGCGCGACGCUCGCCGUCGACGGAAGACGUUCGGUCUGUCGGUCAGUAGGCUCGUCCGUAAACCUACAUUUCUCGCCCAAGGAUAUCGAACAUCCUUUAACUGCAGAGAAUUGGGACCCCCUUGGAGGGCAAUUAUCGGCCUCUAAUUAAACUUAAUUAAAGGUGGUUGCCGAUAAGUAAUUAAUAAGCUAAAAAGAGAUCCGCCGCGAUAAAAAGCCUAUUUAUCCUGAAAUAAUAGCAUUCGCGGUUCCGAGGCUAUUCUCACAAUGUACGUCCGCCAUUUCUUCAGAGCUCACUGAAGUACGCCGUAUUUGUUUUCAGCGAAUGAAUCACGAAUCCACGAAUUGUGGAAUUGCCAAUUUUGGACGUGCCGAGCGUUUCCAGUAGAAUUAACAGCCAAACAGAUAAUUCAGGUACAAAGAACCACCUUACGGAAAGGUGGCAUUUUUUUUUAUCAGCGCAUAUGUAUUCAAAUCGCGCGUUUUAUUUUUGUGUUAUUCACGCGUAGCGUGUCCAGCUCUUUUUCCAUCGCGAACAAAUAUCUCUUGCAUACCCGAGAUGUGCCAUCACACGCCAGAGGCUCUAAGGUCACCUAACAAGUAACCAGUGAAUCACGAUAUGAAAAUAUAAAAUAAUUCCGCGCUGCCAAGCCGCAGGAUUUCCAAGAAUUUCAGAAUCGAGAAAAGUUAAACAUUUGUUUCUCAACGAUAACGAAAAUACUACUUUAAAUCAAAAGAAAUGUGUCUUAAAAUCAGAAAGAAACUUCAGUUUAAAACUUAUUUUAAGAUAGUUUUACUUCAUUUUAACUUUUACUUCGUCGAAUAUGACCCAUAUACACGCGCAUAAAAUCAUGGGAUUGCAUAAAUUAAAUGUAUACAGCGAGAAACAAAGCAUAUAUAACACGUGAUUCUCUGAAAGUCAGUGGCCAGCGAAAUAUUGUGUACAGUUAUGCAAGAAGCUUUUUACGAGAAAGAGAGAGAGAGAAUUUUCGCGAUUCUCGUAAAUGUGUCGGUAUCAAAAGUGUGACUCACUGGUCGCGAUGCACGGUCGUGCGUGCGGACGUAGUAGUUGUGUGACUGCCUAUAUCUCUAUCCCUCGAUGUCCUUGCACGUAAUCUUCCGCUAAAAGACACCGAUAUAAAUUGUUUAAGAACGUUUAGCGACAAUGAGUCACGUAGUUCCACACAGCAAAACUUUGCGUAACAAUGCCGGCGCGUCUGCUCCCGAUCGCUAAGCGAGGAUCAAACUGCUUUGCAUAAGGCCAUUCGCGCAGAUGUUCUUAAAUGGGAUCUUAAACAUGAUUUUUAUGAUGAAAUGCCGCAAAUUUCUGCCGCGAGAAAUGCGCCGAAAUAUGUAUACUUGAACAGGCAUAUCGUUAAAAAUGAAAACAUUGUAUAUACAAAGAGAGAAAGAGACAGAGAGGAGGUACGCGUUUUUAUUAUUUAUGUGAAUUUUAUCAUAUAGAUAUAAUGGAUUUAAAUUUAUGAUGAAACUUUAAAUUAUAUUACUACCAGCAAAAGUAUAUGGAGACUCAUUAAAUUAAAAUAUUUUAAUCAGAAUUAUACAUUUAUAUAAAUUUUUUCAAGACCGCGCGAAGCACUUUUCAAGGCUCUAAGGCUGUAACUUUUUUCAGUUUAUAUAUGUAAAUCGAGUCCUGCAGGUAACGUCUUUAAAAAAAGGCUUUUAAUGCAUAUGUACAUCAAAUUUAAGAUGUAGUGUUUGUUAGUGAAAGGCAAUAAAGCGGCAGAAAAACAAGAAA